AUGUUGCACAGAGCAGUUGGAUUGAGAUAUCAAAAUGCUGGCAAGAUUGCCAGGAAACUAGGGCAAGUCAGAAACUUGUCAAUUCACGAGUAUCGUUCUGCCGAAUUACUGCGUAAAUACGGGGUGGGCACGCCAGCUGGAGAAGCAGCGGUGACACCAGAAGAAGCGUAUGCCGCAGCGAAAAAGGUGGGCCACAAUGCAUUGGUGGUCAAGGCGCAAGCGUUGACAGGUGGGCGUGGUAAGGGUCACUUUGACACAGGGCUCAAGAGUGGUGUUCAUAUGAUUGAAACGCCUGAACAAGCGCGCGAUCUGGCAAGCCAGAUGCUUAACCACAACUUGAUAACGAAGCAAUCCGGUGCCAAGGGUAAGUUGGUGAGCGCGGUAUACGUGGUGGAGCGUGUGAACGCCAAACAUGAGGCGUACCUGUCAAUUUUGAUGGACAGAAAGUCGCAGAAGCCCCUAAUUAUUUGCUCGAGUGAAGGUGGUAUGAACAUUGAAGACGUGGCCAAGAAGAACCCUAACGCGAUCAAGAAGUUUUAUGUGACGGAGUCUGAGGGUCUCACGCCAGGUAUGGCUGCGGAAAUUGCCAAGAACCUGGGGUUCUCACAAGAAGCCGAAGCAGAUGCAGCAGACGCCGUUACCAAGCUGUAUAAGAUCUUCAAGGAAAAGGACGCCACGCAGAUCGAGAUCAACCCGCUCAGUGAGGUUUCAGGCCAGAACACGAAAGUAAUGUGCAUGGACGCCAAGUUCGGCUUCGAUGACAAUGCGUCCUUCAGACAAGAGGAGGUCUAUUCCUGGAGAGACUUGUCACAAGAGGAUCCAGAUGAAGUGGUGGCCAAGAAAUCGGAUCUGAACUUUGUGAAGCUUAAGGGUAACAUUGGGUGUCUGGUGAACGGUGCCGGGUUGGCAAUGGCUACCAUGGAUGUGAUCAAGCUAUACGGUGGGGAUCCAGCCAAUUUCUUGGACUGUGGUGGAGGAGCCACGCCGGAGACCAUUGAGACCGCCUUCAAGCUGAUUUUGUCCAACAAAAACGUGGACGGAAUUUUUGUCAACAUCUUUGGUGGUAUCGUGAGAUGCGACUACGUUGCUGAAGGUUUGGUCGCUGCUACCAAGAACCUGUCAGUGACGGUUCCUAUUGUGGCGCGUUUACAAGGUACCAAGUUGGAAGAAGGCCAAAAGAUCAUUAAGGAAUCCGGGCUCAAGAUAUACUCAUUUGACGAAUUGGAUCCUGCGGCACAAAAGAUUGUCGAGCUGGCCAACGCGUGA
Molecule: messenger RNA, 1266 nt
Organism: Lachancea fermentati
Lineage: Eukaryota; Fungi; Ascomycota; Saccharomycetes; Saccharomycetales; Saccharomycetaceae
Source: the annotation of a GenBank genome assembly